CAUCAUUAAUUCGACUCUUCCAAAUCGUUUAUUUAAGCAAUUACUUAAUAGAUUCCCUCAGUCGUUCGCAAUAAGCGCCAUCGAUAAGUCAUGAUGAAAUUUUUUAAAUUUUCCUUGUGGUUCGUCAUUUUCAUUGAGUGUGCGAUAUGUAUUUAUGCUGGCAUUGCUCAAACGAAGGCUGGAUGUGACCUUAAAAUACCUGUUGAUGUUCCGAGAAAUGAGCCCGUAUAUUUGGUCCAACACCAACAUAACAACUUUUCGCUUUUUAAACCGAUUGGCGAAACGAAUACGUUUUCAUCGAGUGGAAAUCUCUUUGCAUUUUGUCCUGGAAAGAAAAAUUCCAUUCAGAUUGAGCAGCAUCCAAUCGACAGUAAUUUAACUGAAAUUACUUGUGGCAAUGCUAAUUUCCUGGUAAACGAAUUCGGUGACGUUGGUAAUUUGAAUAAAAUCAAUUGUACUAAGGGCGUGCAAGCAGACAUCAGUAUAAAAAAGAAGCAAACAUGUUCAUCAACGGGAUAUAUUAUCGACGUUGGUUUCAAAUUGACAAACAAAGUGUUUUUGCCAACGUUUACAAUAUGUUUCGAUAAUACCAAUUGGACGCCGAUUUGGAGUAAACAUGUCAUCAAUGGAAAAUCUAUAAAAUUUAACGUUAAAGAGAAUGGUCGCCGUGAAUUCAAAGCAACCGGUCUUCCGACAAAUGCUCGUCCAUCUGAUGCAUACAAAAAGGCGACACAAAUCCCUCAUUUUACAGAAUUACUUGGCACAGCACAGACGGAAACAUAUUUCAGUUCCAGUUCAUUUUUGGCACGAGGUCAUCUCACUCCCGACGCUGAUUUUGUGUUUCCGAGUGCUCAGUGGAGUACCUAUUUCUAUUUGAACACUUGUCCACAAUUUCAAACUGUGAAUGCAGGCAACUGGCUGGGAGUUGAAUAUUUAGCUAGAAAGUUGGCACAACAUUAUGAUGUUGAAAUGGAAAUUUUUACCGGUGGUUACGAUAAUUUGAAACUACAAAACGCAGCUGGUGGUUUGAAGAGCAUGUAUUUGACCGGCGAUGAAAAGUACAAGGUACCGAAGUGGCUGUGGAAAAUUAUCAAAAACAAAUCUACCAAUUCGGCAAUUGUAAUGAUUACAUUAAAUGAUCCGUUCGCAAAGGAAGAUGAAAUCGAGGAAUUCUGUACGAACGUUUGUGACAAAGCCUAUGUAAAUUCCAAGCAUUUCAAGACGAUACGGAAAGGUUACACUUUCUGCUGCGAUCUACUUGAUUUCAGACGAGUUGUGACUAAUCUACCACCAGAAGCUACAGCCGGUAAUUUACUAAGCUGCUCCAAUGUUAUAUUGGACGACUAAAUUGGGAGUAACAGUUGCGAUGAUGUUGGCAACGUUUGUGACUAAACAUAAUAGGAUCUAUGUUUUAAAAAUAAAGCACAUCAAUCGUAGCA
This is a messenger RNA of Bradysia coprophila, 1439 nucleotides long. RefSeq names its product salivary protein Tsal1-like. Gene Ontology annotation, cellular component: mitochondrial inner membrane; nucleus. Gene Ontology annotation, molecular function: RNA endonuclease activity; single-stranded DNA endonuclease activity; nucleic acid binding. Gene Ontology annotation, biological process: apoptotic DNA fragmentation. The record is from RefSeq and is a predicted model, not a curated record. NCBI's taxonomy places the organism in Eukaryota, Metazoa, Arthropoda, Insecta, Diptera, Sciaridae.